AUGUUGUCUCUUAGAAGCAUAUCCCGAGCUCUUCCUCGAUCUCUACCCAGGUUAGGCGCAUCAAGCCAGCCGAGAUUCCUUUCUACCGUCCACCGUACCUCGUUACUCCAGCAGACAUGCAAAGCAGCUUCCAUACCCAGAUAUGCCGCGUUCUCGACUUCAAGAGCGGCGCGAGAGAAGGAGGGUCAGGUGGACCAAGAGCUUUCAGCAAAGAUCGAGUCCGAGCUGCAAAUGGAGAAGGAGAUGAGAGAUUCUGAAAAGCUACCAUCAAGUCUCCAGGACUAUCUCGACAGCAGCUCCUUUGAACUUCACGACACCCCAGGCCAAGAAGAAGUCGUCCUGACCCGCAAAUUUGGCGACGAAUCCCUCCGCGUAUCCUUCUCCAUCGCCGACUUGAACGCCAUGGACCAAGACCCCGACGAUUACCGCCGAGACCCCAACGACCCCAGCCAAGACCCAGCCCUCUACGACGAAGACGACGGCUCGAUCCCUGUCGAAUCCGCUCAAUCCGGUGGCGCCAACACCAAAGGCGCCAUAAACGCCGGCCGCACAAAGGGCGGCAACUUCAACAUCGCACCCGAAGACCGGGUCGCCCCUGGCGACCGCGAGGACCUCGCCGACGACGAGUCCGCGCCUCCCAACGAGGAAGAUGAACCUACCUUCCCGGUCAGGGUAAAUGUCAUGAUUGAGAAGGUGGGCCACGGGACGUUGCAGAUGGAGACGACGGCGCAGGAUGGCGAGAUCGUGAUUGACAAUGUUUACUACUUCAAGGAUGCCGAGUUGGCGGACGCGAAGACGGCGGAGCUGGAUUGGAAGAGGAGGAAUCUGUACGAGGGCCCGCCGUUUGGCAACCUGGAUGAGGAUCUGCAGGUCUUGUUGGAGAGGUAUCUGGACGAGAGGGGGGUAAAUACUGCGCUGGCGUUGUGGGUGCCCGAGUACAUUGACUUCAAGGAGCAGAGGGAGUACCUCAAUUGGCUGUCAAGCGUGAAAUCAUUCGUGGAUGCAUAG
Letharia columbiana is the source of this 1008-nucleotide messenger RNA. RefSeq lists its product as uncharacterized. The transcript has 5 exons. Gene Ontology annotation, biological process: cytosolic ribosome assembly. The coding region runs from base 1 to 1008 and encodes 335 amino acids. NCBI's taxonomy places the organism in Eukaryota, Fungi, Ascomycota, Lecanoromycetes, Lecanorales, Parmeliaceae. Gene Ontology annotation, cellular component: mitochondrial matrix. The record is from RefSeq and is a predicted model, not a curated record.